UGCAUGUAUAUUGUAGAGUAAUGUUAGGAGAUGUUAAUUGGAUAAUGUAAUUUGUGUACAAUAAAUUAUAUCAAAAAUGAAUUAUGAUACUAUGGCGCAUGUAGAUAAAUGCACAGAAAAUAAAUAUUUCCUGAAUGCACUGAAUUUGUUCUCUGAAACACAAUGGCUUCACAAUACGCCGGUUACGGAUUUAUUAACGAAGGGAUUACUUGAUUCAUUUCCAAAGGAGUGGUUGAAUGUUUUAGAAAUGUUAGGGAAUCAAGAACUCAAUGACUUUGUUGUGAAAAAGAAGACAAAUGCACACUGGCCAAAUGAAUUGAAAGCCUUCGUCGAAAAAUGCAAAUGUAUUGACCGAUUGCCAACCUCAAAUAUUGCAUUACUCGCAAAAUUGCCAAAAGAGUUCCAAUUAGGACUUAAUGAUAAAAAACAACACGAAAUAGUACACAUGGCACAUUUAGUGCAUAUGCAAUGUGCACGGCUUAAAAUCAAAAUGAUUGUCGACCUCGGUGCUGGGCUGGGAUACGUUUGCCAACUUCUACAUUAUUUGUACGGCUACAAAGUUCUGGGAUUAGAAAAAAAUCAGGAAAAUGUAAACAAUGCCAAACGCAGACAAGCCAAAAUGUAUCCUGAAUCACUACAACAUGUUAAAUAUAGUUGUUGCGAUUUAACAUGCAAUUCGAUUGCAACGAUCGAAGCAGUUUUGCGGAAUGAAUUUCAAGAAAAGUCGGAUGUAUGUUUGAUUGGUCUGCACGCUUGCGGAGAUCUUAGUAUCAAUGCAUCAAAAAUAUUUCGUGAUAUGGAUGCAGCUCGAAUUUUUAUUAUGAUAUCCUGCUGCUACCAUAAACUUUCAAUAUCGAAAGACGUAGAUACGAAUGCAUCAGCUAAAAAACAAUACUUCAAUAAUUUUCCAUUGUCUACUUGUUUCAAAAGUGUAAUUGAAAAUAGUAAUUUUGAUAUCGGUUGUUUUUUAAGACAGCCAUUUUUAAGAUUAGCAUGUCAAGAAUCAGCAGAAAGCUGGACAAACAUGACCACUGAAAGUCAUAGCAAACACUCCUUCUAUGUACUUGCAAGAGCGCUUCUUCAAUUAUAUGCUACUCAAAGUCAUUUUUCUCUUAAAAAACGUACUCAAAAAGGAACAAGAAAGUCACAGUGUUCGAAUUUCGAAACUUACGUUAAGGACUCAUUGAAGAGAUAUACUUUUCAAUCACAAAAAGAAACAAACGUCGAAGAACAAGAUGUACAAUUUAGCAGAGAAGUGUACGAGAAAAAUAUUAUGAAAUUAUGGGAAAUGCAUUGCGACAAACUAAAAAUGGUAGAACUUUAUACAGCUCUACAAUUAGUAUUACAAGCAUCCGCAGAAUCCCUUCUCCUUCAGGACAGAUUAUGCUGGAUGCGAGAACAGGGAUUAGAAGCAACAAUUAUUUCAGUUACUAAUAAGCGUUUAUCUCCACGGUCGUAUGCAAUCGUGUCGUGGAAAAACUAAAAAAUAAAUUUAAAUUUCCUUCACCAGUAAA
Messenger RNA from Megalopta genalis, 1514 nucleotides. Its product is annotated as methyltransferase-like protein 25B. Lineage: Eukaryota; Metazoa; Arthropoda; Insecta; Hymenoptera; Halictidae. The record is from RefSeq and is a predicted model, not a curated record.